This is a messenger RNA of Eublepharis macularius, 2893 nucleotides long. It is a transcript of the gene SPATS2, whose product is annotated as spermatogenesis associated serine rich 2. NCBI's taxonomy places the organism in Eukaryota, Metazoa, Chordata, Lepidosauria, Squamata, Eublepharidae. The record is from RefSeq and is a predicted model, not a curated record. The coding region runs from base 363 to 2021 and encodes 552 amino acids. Gene Ontology annotation, cellular component: cytoplasm. Gene Ontology annotation, molecular function: protein binding. The transcript is spliced from 13 exons.
CUGGCUUCCUCGGUGCGGCUGAGGCCUGAGGGAAGGGGGCGGCGGCGGCUGUGUUGGCAGCGGCGGCGAUCUCCGUUGGCGGGUUCUGAAAAACAGCUGGUCAUGAACUGGUCUGUUUGUGCUUCCUGACAGAAGAUUGGUGCUGAGGAGAAGGAUCUGUGGUGAUCUGCAAUCAUAUUAGCAGAAAUUUUAACAACAUCUGUUGCCUUUGGAGUUGGAGAUUUGCAGCCUCCAACCAGAUACUUACCAUUUCCUGCCUUGAUGCAAAACAGCAUUUGAGUUGCACCUUCCACCCUCAGUUUGAGGGACUCUAGUUUCUUUGCUGUGUAACUGAACACUAAGUACAGGAAAAAAAAUCUAUUAUGUCUAAGAAGCAAAACCAAAAAGAUUCAUCAGGGUUUAUUUUUGAUGUGCAGUCCAAUACUGUGAUGGCCCAAGGAGGUACCUUUGAAAACAUGAAAGAAAAGAUCACUGCCGUGCGAGCGAUAGUCCCCAACCGCAGCAACAAUGAAAUCAUACUAGUGCUGCAGCACUUUGAUAACUGUGUAGACCGAACAGUGCAGGCUUUUAUGGAAGGCAGUGCCAGUGCAGUAUUGAAAGAAUGGACAGUUACAGGCAAGAAAAAGAACAAAAAGAAGAAAACCAAACCAAAACCUCCUGCAGAAUCAAGUGCCGGCCCCCUUGACCCCAGCAAACCUGUGUCCGCGGAAGAGGAACAGGCUGCAGCCUCCUCCGAGAAGGGCGGGAUCAAUGGUUACCAUGUCAACGGCUCAGUCAAUGACACAGAAUCUGUGGACUCUCUCAGCGAAGGUUUGGAUACUCUUUCCAUAGAUGCCAGAGAGUCGGAGGAAAGUGAACCUGCUGCUCCAGAGGGGCCUGACCGAGCAGCAACAUUUGAGUUAGAAAACCGCCUAGCAGACUUCAGUCCAAAGUCUGCCCAGAACACCCCGUCUCUCCGAGCGCAUCAUGAGCGGAGGAGCCCCAGCAAGCCAUUCUCCAGAUCCGCAUCGAGCAGCCAGUCAACUGUUCCUUCAUCUCUAGCAAUGCUAGAUGAGAUCCCUGUGUCCUCUGGGAACAAAAAGCAAGGUUCCAAUAUCGAGAAGUCUGUGAAGGACCUCCAGCGAUGCACCGUCUCACUGGCUCGGUAUCGAGUGGUAGUUAAAGAAGAAAUGGACGCCUCCAUUAAGAAGAUGAAGCAAGCUUUUGCUGAGCUGCAGAGUUGCCUCAUGGAUCGUGAAGUAGCCCUUUUAGGCGAAAUGGACAAAGUGAAGGCGGAAGCAAUGGAAAUCUUAAGCAGCCGACAGAAGAAGGCGGAGGCAUUGAAGAAGCUGACUGAUGUGGCAGUCCGAAUGUCAGAGGAGCAAUUGGUAGAGCUUCGAGCUGACAUCAAGCACUUUGUCAGUGAGCGCAAGUAUGAUGAAGAUCUUGGCCGGGUGGCCCGUUUCACCUGUGACCUAGACGGGCUCAAGAGGAGUGUUGACUCCUUUGGACAAGUUUCCCAUCCGAAAAACAGUUACUCAACCAGAUCGCGAUGCAGCUCCGUCACGUCCGUCCCCCUGAGCAGCCCAGAUGAAUCUACCACCCCAGAGUGUGCCUCUGCUUCUGCUCCAAGCCUUACAACAGCCAAUAAGAAACAACCCUCCCCGGUCGAAGCACCUGCCAGUGCAGCAAACCGCCCGUACCAGCCCUACCGUGAGGGGGUCCAGGGUAACAGACGGCCCGGCCAAGGCUACAGGCCCCAAGGACAACGCCAGAAUGGGGCCCUGCACCCCAGUUCGAAUCGGUACAGAAACGGGCCUUGGUACCAGUCAAGCUCCCGGUCCAGGCCUCCUCCUGGAAACACAGCCCACCUCAGCCAGACUUAUUCCCCAGGAACCAAUGGGGCUGGGACUGGUCCUGGUCCUGAGGCAGGUCCGCCAGCCCCAACUGCACACGGGCACGUGGGCACCCCCGGCAAAGAAGUCAAGGCUCUCCCACAGCGGAAACCGCGGCCAAGCCAAUAUGACGUGGCCAGUUCUUGAGGACCAUGAACUCUCUCCGCCUUCCGAAACUGGAUGACAGGAUUGUAGGACACACCUAGUUAGAGAUAUUAACAAAGGAAAGUUUACACUUGCUGUCCCUGUGCCACUUCUCUUCCCUGAUCAUUCCUUCCUGGGAAAGCAGCUUCCUUUUGCUUCUCCUCUUCCUGCUUCCUGCCAUGUGACCUGGGUCAGGCUCUCGUGGGAAAGUGCGCACUCAGGCUGUCAGGCCUGGCCUGGGCAAACCUCACCGCUGCUGCCUCCUUUGCAGUCUGUGGCUCCUCCUUAUUCUGAUGCCGUCCUCAAACAUUGGCCAAGUCUCAGCCUAAAAGCAAAAGGAUGAGAGAGGGGUGUCUUCCAAGAGCCCCAGUUUGAAAGCCUCUGGAACGUCCCCUCCCCAUACACCCCAGUGCUGCUAGCCAGGCCUGACUCCUAACAGCAAAGCUAUUCAUGCUGGCAAUGAAACAAAUUGCUGUGAAUUGUGAGCCCAGAAUGAGAAAUUCAAGUGGGAGGAGCCAUGAGAGAGACUGCUGGGAUGGUUUUUCUUCCUACAUCUUACCUAAAUACUAUACUUGGGGAAAUGGGGCUUUGGGUGCUUCUUCCACCACAAAAUGGGAGAGACUCAGUCCUCCUGAGAGAAGCAGCAUUCUGUCUGUACGUCAUGUAUAAAUUUAGAUGUUCCCUACUUCUGUGUUUGACAGAUGGGAGGUUUCAUUUGUUCGCCUCCUAGCCACGAUCCCAACAUCUGAUCCUACACUAAAUUUCUAGCGACUUAAUUAGCAGUGCUAAUCCUAGGUGAUCUCAAGCAAAAACAAAAACUGCUGCAGUCUUUCUCUGUCCUUGUAUAAAUAAAAAUGACGUACAUGUUAAAAGAU